UGAAUCUUAGAGGGAAGCGUUGGCAAAAUACGUUUCCUAAUUAGAUAAGAGAGUCCAAAUUUCGCCAAGACAUUGUUCCAUCGCCUUGUAUGCCUUAUAGAAAUUUGCCAAAAGUCCAAAUUUCUCUAGUUUUGAUUAAACAGUCUGGGUCAUGAUUAGAUGAGACAUUUUGAACUCAUAUCUAUCCCUGUAGGAUAGUUUGUUACUAAAUGUUAGAAUUCCCAAAAUAAUACAAACCCCUCCAUUACACAUAAAAAGGGGCUGAGGAUUGGGCUCAGUCACCAUAUGGGCCAGCCGAUCUUUGGAUGUCCGUCUUUUAUAGUCCGCGUGCGAUUCGAUUACAUAUAUACACACACAGCAGCUCUCCUGCCGGCGACCGCCCUCUACGCCGUGGCUUUGGGUUUCAAAUAUCGGCCCCUGAAGAGAGAGGAAGUUUUCCCCCAUGGAUCUAGGAGCAGAAGCAAUCACGAGGGAAGGAUUACGCAACCUAAGGCGGAAGAAUUCCUCCAUAAAAUCUCAAUCUAGAAUCUGGGAGGAAGCUAAUGGACUUGUGGGUCAUGGACGUAUUCUUAGCAAAAAUUAUUAUGCUUCUCCCCAGGAUGGGAUAUUGCCUCUUGAGGGAUCUGGUAAUCGUCAUACAGUUAGGCGCAAUCUAUAUGCUGAACAUCGUAUAGAAAAAGAGAAAAAUUUAAAGAAACAGAAAAAUGUACAUCCUACGUUUGCCCCACCUGGUGAGUCGGCGAACGUAGAUGAUGAUGAUGAUGAUGAUGAUGAGUUUGAGAGAGAGCAAGAACAAGAUGAGGAUAGUUUUGAGAGUGGGGGGGACGAUGUGGAUGAGGAGGAUGAGUCAGACGAGUAUUCCUCGCUUGAGAGGAAGGAUAUACAUUUUGGAGGUAACCCAGUACUGAAUCCCAUUGGUCGUACUGAUGAUCAGACUCCAGUUCACCCUAAUCGGGAGCAGAAGACCCUUGUUGGAUUAUCGGGGUUGAAUUCAGCUUACACUCUCGGUAAUUCUAGUCUUCGUGUUGACCCACAGAGUACUCUUUUUAGAGAUCCUAGUACUACUUUUCAUCAUGUCGGCCCACAGAGUACUCUUUUUAGAGGUCCUAGUACUACUCUUCAUCAUGCCGGCUCACAGAGUGCUCUAUUUAGAGGUCCUAGUACUACUCUUUAUGAUACCAGCCCGCAGGGCAUUUUGUUUGGAGGUCCUAAUAGUACUUUUCACAAUGUCGACCCCCAGCAUCGUUUUGGCGGGACUUCGUCGCACCCCCCUCAGACUAGUCAGCCCCGUUCCCGUUUUGGUGCUACCUCCAUUGGUGCCUCUUGCCGUCCUGAGGCAGUUGUGACGUCAUCAGGUACUAGCAGACGGUCUAAGGUUUCUAAUGACGAAAUUGAUGAUUGGGUUGUGACGGAUGACGUACCUGGCGGGCCAUAUGAUGGGUCAGUGAUUCCUAGUUUUCUUGGGCACACUGCUUAUCAGUUGUGGAAUGGAGAACCAAGGGAUUACCUGACGAUGAAGCCAGCGAAUAAGAGUUUGUCUAGAUUGCGUGGAUGGUAUAAGAAGUUGCCGGAGAACGCCCAAUUGAAAGUUCAGAAUACCGGUUUGUAUCAUCUGAUUGAUACCAUGUAUGAUGACAUUGACCUUGCGCUUAUUUCUGCAUUCAUAGAGAGGUGGCAGCCCGACACAAACUCUUUUCACUUGCCGUUUGGGGAAAUGACGAUCAUGAUGCAUGAUGUGGCACACAUUUUGGCGAUUCCAGUUGAGGGUGACUUGUUGAUCGAACCUCCGGAAGUGGAAAUAUUGAAGAUGCAGGUCGCAGGAUUGCUUGGGUUGCCGAUGGCUGACUUAAAGCGUGCAUGGAGCCACGGAGGUGUGAGUGACAUAUUGGUCGAGGAGAGUUGUCGCAAGUUCUUUCCCGUUGUUCAGGUUCAAGCUUGGAUGUGGAUCUUGUUAGCCUCGACACUCUUCCUCGACGGGAGUGAGGGCAGGAUUAGUGCUUCGCUUGUGAACGAGCUCCACGGAGGUGUCGAAAAUAUUGAAACUUACUCAUGGGGAUCCGGUACGCUAGCAUUUCUCUACCGUCAGCUUGGGAUUGCUAGUCGAGCAGGGUGUACCACGAUGGCUGGUUGUUUGACCCUUCUCCAGGCAUGGAUAUAUGAAUAUUUUCCAUGCUUUCAGCCCUCUAAGAGGCGGGGACGUCGAGGUGUUGAUGGUUGGCCCAGAGCCCGAGACUGGACACCAGUUAGCUAUAAGGGCCCGAAGUCUAUUCAGAGUCGACUCCAGCAGAUUCGUGUACAACUCGAUGCGAUGACUGAGCAAGAGGUCGAAUGGGAGCCAUUCGGUCGCGAACAGGCAGCCUCACAUCCGAGGACCAUCUUCAGUGGGUGGAUUAUGUACCGCAACUUCCAGGAGCCAUACAUGCCGGAGAGAGUGCUACGUCAGCUCGGUUACAUACAGUAUAUACCCCGUGCGCCGCUCACACCGGUCACUCAGUUUCGAGGGAAAAAUGCGCGCAAGUAUUUUGUUGAUCGUCCGAGUGUUGAGACCAGUAACUGUUGGGUUAGAUUUCCGGAAUCGGAGUGCAUCAGCCUCAAUCAUUGUAUGCCGGUAUCGUCUAUGCAGGUAGGACAUGCAGCUGUAGAGUACCUCGACUGGUACAGGAGUCAUUCACAUCCAUUCAUACUGCCGACGUUCGUCUCGUAUACGUCAGAGAUACCAGCUAAGAACUGCACCACUUACUGGAUGCGUGAAAUGGAGAGGUUGAGUCGAGGUUGUAUCGAAGAUUUGAAGAAACUCGAUCUGGAUCUUGGUCUGCAGUGGGAUACUCGCCUGAAUGAUGUCAUCUUUCGUCACAGUCAAACCCUAUGACAUUCGACUCUUUUGGUUAGAAUUUGGUUAAUGGAAAUUUAUUGAUUCUUGUUUUUUUUUUUUUUAAUCAAGAAUUUGGUUAAUGGAAAUUUA
Messenger RNA from Oldenlandia corymbosa var. corymbosa, 2962 nucleotides. The record is from the annotation of a GenBank genome assembly. Lineage: Eukaryota; Viridiplantae; Streptophyta; Magnoliopsida; Gentianales; Rubiaceae.